AAGGUCUUACAGGUGUGAAACGACAUGAGGGUGAGUAUUAAUGACAGAAUUUUCAUUUUUGGGUGAACUAACCCUUUAAAUCCCUUUUAAUCAAUUUAAUUAUUUGUAUAAUUAUGUUCAAGUAAUGGUUACAGCCUUGUUAUACUAAACAAUAACAAGUACUAUUUUUAUAGCUUUUUUAAAAUUGCAAUACAAUUUAUUACAGCACAUUAUUUGGUUGUUCACAAGUUAGUGUGUAGUUAUAGAUACACUGUUGAUGUGUAUCUUUAACUACACUAACUUGUGAACAAUCAGUUGAUAAUUAAACCAGAAAAACAUCAAACGAUAUAUGACUAAAAAUGACUCGCAGUUUAGUCAGUGAUUCAGUUGUUAAAUCAAUUGAAACCAAUAUACUUGUGAGCUUGAGACCGAUUCAUUAAAAAAACGAUUCAUGAGAGAGAAUCAGACAUCUGGAACACAGUAUGAAUAAGCACAGACACUCUAAAGUUGUGAUUUUCACCAAAUCAAUGUCAUAAAAAACACAAAUUGAUGAAAAUAAAGUUCUCUCAUCCAUAGCUAAUUUAGAUUAAAAUUGCCUAAAAUGUAAUAUUUGCAGUCUGUGGCCCUGUGAACUGAAAACACAGGCUAAGUAUCAUGUUAAUAGUUAAACAAAAAAGUAACUGCUUUACUUUGGUCUUUGCUUCCUAAAAGAACAGGCUUUAGUAGGAUAGAAGGAAUCCAGUGUAAACGCUUGUGGGGAUGUCAUCCUGAAAAACAAGGGCAACGCUGUGCUGGCAUAUUGCGAGUUGUAAAACCGCAUUGAAGCAUGCAUUUGAACGAGCGUUCCUGUCACUGAGGCGUAAACUAAUGUGACCGCAGGACUGAGCUCAGCUUGUCUUUGUGUGUGUUUGAGUCAGAAUUGAAAAUCUGGGUUACUUCGUAAUGCAGCCAUUAAAGCGUUAUUGCAGAGGGAAACCAUCUUGAGAUGAUGGACAUGAAUCUUCUGAUGGACAGGACUUCUGGUCCAGCGAUAUGAACAAGAUGAAGAACUUCAAGAGGCGUUUCUCACUUUCCGUGCCACGAACAGAGACGAUAGAGGAGAACGAGUUCACAGAACAGAUAAACCAGCUCAACAUUCACUGCAAUGACGGUGUGGUGCCCAAUAGUCUGGGUCUACACAGCCUGCAACCCAGUCCAGUGGCUCCAGACAGCCAGGCUCAAUCUCCCACCCAACUGCAGUACCGCAACAAAGUCCAGCACCGCCGAUUCUCCAUGGAGGAUGUAACUAAGAGGAUGUCUCUGCCCAUGGAUAUUCGUCUCCCGCCAGAGUUUCUGAAGAAGUUACAGAUGGAAAGCACUCCACCAUGCAAACCUCUCAGUCGCAUGUCCAGAAGAGCCUCACUGUCGGACAUUGGCUUCGGGAAAUUGGAGACCUAUGUGAAGUUGGGCAAACUAGGAGAGGGCACAUACGCGACGGUAUUCAAGGGUCGCAGCAAACUCACAGAAAAUCUGGUGGCUCUGAAAGAGAUUCGGCUCGAGCACGAAGAGGGCGCCCCGUGCACGGCCAUACGGGAAGUGUCACUGCUGAAGAACCUGAAACACGCCAACAUCGUAACACUGCAUGACAUCAUCCACACAGACCGGUGUCUCACCCUUGUCUUUGAGUAUCUGGACAGUGACUUGAAGCAGUACCUCGACAACUGUGGAAACCUAAUGAGCAUGUACAAUGUGAAGAUAUUUAUGUUCCAGCUUCUUCGUGGUUUAUCAUAUUGUCAUAAGAGGAAGAUUCUCCACCGGGACCUGAAGCCUCAGAAUCUGCUCAUUAAUGACAAGGGAGAACUCAAACUGGCAGACUUUGGUUUGGCCAGAGCAAAAUCAGUCCCAACAAAAACCUAUUCGAAUGAGGUUGUGACCUUGUGGUAUCGACCCCCUGAUGUUCUACUGGGUUCCACGGAGUAUUCCACACCGAUAGACAUGUGGGGCGUGGGCUGUAUCCUGUACGAAAUGGCGACGGGGCGUCCCAUGUUUCCCGGAUCGACUGUCAAAGAGGAACUACACCUGAUAUUUCGGCUCAUGGGCACCCCAACUGAGGAAACCUGGCCUGGAAUCACAGCUAAUGAGGAAUUCAAAUCCUACCUGUUUCCUCAGUACCGAGCACAAGCGCUCAUUAAUCAUGUGCCCAGGCUUGACACAGAGGGGAUAGACUUUCUUUCGGCUCUAUUGAUGUACGACACCAAGUGUAGGAUUUCAGCCGAGUUAUCUCUGACACACUCUUACUUCCAGACUCUGGGCGAGAACAUCCACUCCAUACCUGACACCUCAUCUGUGUUUUCACUGAGGGAGAUCCAGCUACAGAAAGAUCCGGGACACAGGAGUUCAGUAUUCCAGCCUCCGGGUCGAGGCAAGAACCGCAGACAAAGCAUAUUCUGAGGAAAAGAAUCAAAGUGGUGCAUGAAGAGAUCAGCAGAACAAAAUCAUUAUGAAGGAAAAAGCAUCCAAAACAUGCAUGCAUGCAUCCAUUCAUAUACACACCAAUUCAUUACAGUCUGGACUUCAGAAAACAGACUGAAUUGAUGUAUAACAUUAGCUGGUUAAAAGUGCAACCAAAACUCAAUCAAAUCUCAGUCUCUUUCAAACCUAAAAACCAUGCUGAUCUUGAAGCUCGGAGCUAGAAUGCUCUAUGUUAAGGCAUUUAAAGUGUGUCUAGACUCUUCUCUGUCUGGAGAUGUAGAUCUGAACACCUGAAAGUACUACUAGAUUUAGAAUUUUUAUUAGUGUGUGUUACACAUGGUAGAUUCAUAUCCAACUUUUCCCAUUGAGUGAAAUUUUCUUCAUUUCAGUUUGAGGUUUGACUUGUUUUGCCAUACGUGUUUGAUGAGUCACGGCACAUAUUACGGUUUAUUUCGCAAACAUUCAUUGAAUAUUAUAAUAUUAAGUGUUGAUUUUGAAGCAUUAAACAUGCAAACUGUCAUAAAUAUUUGAGCCAUUGAAUAGAGAAAUUACUUGAAUUAUAUCAUGAUACCAUUGAACUUCAGCUAUUAAAUGCGCUGUAAGCGAUUUCACAAGCAAAAUAAAGGCCCAUUCAUACCAAGGAUGACAAUUAUAACGAUAAAGAUAUUGUUCUAAAAAUCAUUCUAAAUAUAAAAGAAUAGCAGAGUCCACAUCACAACUAUAACGGCACAGAGAAACAAUAUCGUUGGAAACACUUUCAGAACGAUUUUUCCAGCUGAUGAACGAUAAAAACACUGACAGCCAAUCAGAAUCCUUCCUGUUUUAAAGAACACGAGCAUUUUAAGCGUCAGACGACAAAACUGCAGCACAUAAGCACUGAAGCUGCGAUGACACCUAUUGUAUCCAUUGGCGUUCUUAUUAUUAUUCUUUUUCUUCUUCUUCCGCUUCUUCUUCAUCUGUGCCCAUAGAACCGCUUGUGGGAAAAUUUGGCACACUGAUAGACGACAGUCCCAACAUUAACUACAGCAAAUUUGGCGUCUACUUUUUCGAACAGUUGCUCCAAUUGUCAUGAAAAUCAGAUUAUCUUCAGACUAUGUGGGCAAAAAGCUAUCAAAAAAUUCUCGAAAAACGCACAAACAAAUUCGAAGAAGACCAUGGCAAAAUGGAUGCGAGACUAUAUCUCCGCAACGCUUUGGCGUAUUCAGACCAAAUUUGGUACAUGUCAUCACAAGCAUGACCUGAGGCUACAUGCUGCAUUUCGGCACAGUGCCACCAACUGGUCCAGAGAUAGUAAAAAUGACUAUUUUUGGGCAGCAUGCCGAGUCGUAUGAUUAUGUCGGCCAUUAUGCAUUUUGUAGCAAAAUGCUGUAUUUUUUUUUUUUUUUUUACGUAUAAGCGUAUCAUUACGAAACUCGGUAUGGGUCAUCAGCACAAUGCCCUGAAGGAGCAUGAGAAGUUGAGACAGUGCCACCUAGUGGUGAAAUCAAAUAUUCAUUUGCUCAUAAGUUUUGAUGUAGUUGACUUACCCUGCGUUCCAUUCGGAAGGGCUCAUCCCUAUGCCCUAAUCCCUUCAAAGGGUUUACCCUUCGGAGUGAGAGCUUCGAUGAAGGGUGUAGGGGUCAAAAAAACUCUUUUUUGGAACGCACUUC
This is a messenger RNA of Megalobrama amblycephala (Wuchang bream), 4079 nucleotides long. RefSeq names its product cyclin dependent kinase 18 (gene cdk18). Lineage: Eukaryota; Metazoa; Chordata; Actinopteri; Cypriniformes; Xenocyprididae. The transcript has 16 exons. Gene Ontology annotation, molecular function: ATP binding; protein kinase activity. Gene Ontology annotation, biological process: protein phosphorylation. The record is from RefSeq and is a predicted model, not a curated record. Gene Ontology annotation, cellular component: nucleus; cytoplasm. The coding region runs from base 1012 to 2409 and encodes 465 amino acids.